Cornus florida is the source of this 1402-nucleotide messenger RNA. Its product is annotated as sugar transporter ERD6-like 5. Gene Ontology annotation, biological process: carbohydrate transport; transmembrane transport. NCBI's taxonomy places the organism in Eukaryota, Viridiplantae, Streptophyta, Magnoliopsida, Cornales, Cornaceae. The coding region runs from base 16 to 1248 and encodes 410 amino acids. The transcript is spliced from 17 exons. Gene Ontology annotation, cellular component: membrane. Gene Ontology annotation, molecular function: sugar transmembrane transporter activity. The record is from RefSeq and is a predicted model, not a curated record.
GCUGAGUCUGGUAUCAUGAAUGACCUAGGCCUCUCUACUGCAGAGUACUCAGUCUUCAGUUCAAUAAUGACAAUUGGAGGAAUGUUAGGUGCAGUAAUAAGUGGAAAAGUUGCAGAUCUCAUUGGUCGGAGAGGUGCUAUGUGGUUCUUGCAAAUAUUUUGCAUCAUGGGGUGGCUUUCAAUUAUUUUCGCAAAGGGAGCUUGGUGGCUUGACAUUGGAAGACUAUCAUUGGGAAUUGGAGUUGGGAUUAAUUAUUAUGUGGCAAGCGUGUAUAUAGCAGAAAUCACACCUAAGAAUAUUCGAGGAGGAUGUUCAUCAUUUAAUCCGUUGUCACAAUUAAUUGGCAUGUCACUGGUGUUUUUCGUUGGAAAUUUCAUUACUUGGCGCUUCUUGGCUUUAAUAGGAAUUGUACCAUGUCUGGUUCAAGUUGUUGGUUUGUUCUUCAUACCAGAGUCUCCAAGAUGGUUGGCAAUGAUUGGUAAAGAAAAAGAGUCAGAAGCGACUCUGCAACGUCUGAGGGGUGAAAAAUUCGAUAUUUCUCAAGAAGCAGCUGAAAUCAAGGAAUACACAGAAAUUCUUCAAGGACUCUCACAAUCCAGAAUUUUAGACUUGUUUGAGCGGAGAUAUGCUCACUCACUCAUUGUUGGAGUCGGGCUAAUGUUACUGGUACAAUUUGGAGGGAACUGUGGAAUUGCAUUUUAUGCAGGCUCUAUUUUUGAAGCUGCUGGUAGCUCGGCUAGUGUUGGCACUACAGCAAUGGCUAUUAUUCAGAUUCCAUGCUCCUUUUUGGGUUUAUACUCGAUGGAUAAAUUUGGACGACGACCACUUCUGAUGGUUACUGCAGCUGUAACAUGCUUGGGAGCCUUUCUUGUAGGAUUGGCAUUCCUCUUGCAGGAUUUUCAACAACUGAAGGAGCUCACUGCCGCAUUGGUUCUGAGUGGCAUACUGGUGUUUUCUGUUGGUUUUUCAACCGGCGUGGGUGGUACACCAUGGGUCAUCAUGUCAGAGAUAUUCCCUAUUAACAUUAAGGGUUCAGCUGGAAGCUUGGUGACUUUGACCAACUGGUUUGGUUCUUGGGUUGUUUCCUAUACCUUUAACUUCUUAUUUGAAUGGAGCUCAGCAGGAGUAUUCUUCAUCUACACAAUAUUUUCCGGUUUAGUCAUCGUAUUUGUUGCAAUCCUGGUGCCAGAGACAAAAGGAAGAACACUAGAAGAAAUACAAGCGUCCAUGAUUGAUCUUCUCCACUGAAAUACUGUUUUGGAAAUAAAAUACAAGCACACCUGAGAAAUGAAUACAACUCUUGUUCAUAAAGCAUAUUGAUAUUUUGUCAGUCAUUCACUUUUCAACACUUUAUUUCAAAAUGUAAAAUAUUUGCUUCCACCAAUCUUCUACCAAUACUAAG